CCCCCCCCCCCCCCCCGCCGGUCCCGCCGACUUCCUGGCUGUGCUUCAGCGGUGGGUGACUGAAGAGAGUCUUCUAUGCAUCGUGGUGAUAGUAGUAAUGUGAAGUUUAAUGAGCACCUGCAAAGUCACGUAGCAGGAGCUGCCAUGACCUUGGGUGUCUUACGAGUGUCCCUACUGGUGCUUACGGCUAUUGUCAACCAUCCGCUCAUCUUCCCCAAGGAGAAUGGCACUGUCCCCGAGGACCCACAAGAAAUCACCCAGAAGAUGAAGGAGCGGGAGGAGAUCCUUCGGCUGGAACAGCUGCGCUUGGAGAAGGAAAUUGCGGAGCAGGAAGCCAUGCAGAGGGCUCUGGAAAAGGCUGUGAAGGUAGUGGAGGAAAGCGAAGAGGAGAAGGUCCGAUGGGAUAUGUGGACUGCCCUUUCCAUGGUCAUCUUCCUGCUGAUCGAGCUCUGGAGGCAGGAUUUCCAGGAAGGGAUUUGGCAGGACACAGGUGGAGAGGAGGAUGACAUGGCUGUCCUGGGGAAAGCAUUUAAAGGUAUGGCCUUCCCCGACAAGGCCGUCUUGGCCAGCUUCUACGAGAAGCGCAUCCUCGGUACCACCGGAGACAUGGCCAGGAUGCGGGAGAUGGUGGAAGGCUUUGCAGAUGACCUGCUGGAAGCCUUGAGGAGUGUGUGUAAUCGGGAUGCUGACAUGGAAGUGGAGGACUGCAUGGGCGUGGGGAGCAUGUAUGAGAACUGGAGAGUGCGUAAACCUUUUGUCUGUGACCUGAUAGUGCCUUUUGCCCCCCCCGAGCCAUACUGUUUUCGGUCCCAGACCUGGUGCUCUGGUGACUCUUUCCCCCCAGAUGAACAAGGUUAUGGCACUAUCAAGGUAUGCAGGGCAGAUGAGGCUGUGACAGGUUGUAUCUGUGACAAGACUAAACUAGGGGAGGAUAUGCUGUGCCUCCUCCAUAGCCAAGCCAAUAAUACCAGGCCCAGCAGUGAGAUGGAGGACCUCCUGUGCUUCAAAAAUACUCAGUAUCUGGAUGCCGACCAAGUCAUGAAGUGGUUCCAGAUUGCGGUCACCAAGGCCUGGAACAGAAUCUCCCACAAGUAUGAAUUUGACCUCUCCUUCAGCCUCCUGGACUCCCCAGGAGCCCUGAAGAUAAAAUUUAGGUCAGGGAAAUCGAUUGCCUUCAACCUCACCCCCGUGGUGCAGUACGAGAACUCCGAUGUUUACUUCAUCUCUCACUUCCCUCGGAGCAGCCUGGCAGCAGACCUCCCCUCCAGCACUCACUGGUUUCUCACCUUCGCCGUGUACGAGAGGAGGUUCAUCCAGCUGGUCUCCAAAACGCUGCCCGCCAAUGCCUGCCACCUCAGCUGCCUUCAGAUCCUCUCCUUCGUCCACGGGAAGCAGUGCAGCCUCACAGGUCCAAGCGGGCUCACCAACUACCACCUGAAGACGGUGAUGCUGCAUCUCCUGCAGGCACGGCCUAGUCAGGACUGGGCCCCGGAGAAGUUGGAGGCCCGUCUACAGGACAUGCUGAAAUUCCUGGAGAAAUGUCUGCAUGAGAAGAAGCUCUACCACUUCUUCAUUGGCAAUGGGAAGGUACCAGCAGAGCUGGGCUUCCCCAUCAUAUUCCAGAGAGCUGAGCCUCUCAACCUUUUCCGUCCCUUCGUGUUACAGAGGGACGUCUACAGGAAGACGGUGGAUACGUUCCACGAGAUGCUCAGGAACAUGACCGCGCUGAUAAACGAGUACACGGUGCACAUUCCACUUGCGCAGACCAACGGGAUCCAUAAGGAAUCCUUUUAACCAAAGCCAGCAGGAAAACACUCCUUCCUUUAAGCACAAGUCCAGAGGGCAGUUUCUGAAGCCUCCUCGAGACAACGGACUUUGCCAGUUCAGCUUCUCUUCUGCAGCUGAACCCACCCUGGGCCACGGUUUCUGCAGUAAGGGGGAGGGGGUGAGGGGAGGGGAGGACAGGGAGAAAUGAGAAGACGUGUUAUAAAAGUGAGUUUCUGCUCCGCUGGUGUGCUCUCUGUGUUUUAUGCAGCCAAGAAUAUAUUUUUCUAUUGUGCCUCAGUCACAUCACAGAGGUGGUGAGCAAAAAAUAGGACUAAUUUAAUGCAAACGGUGGUGGUGGCCAAAUACUUCAUUUCUUUUGGAAGGGGGAGGUAAAGGUGGAGGAGUCGGAGGCAGGAUCUUGGGAUGGCAGGGGCCUGUCUGCUUGUGGACAGCAGGAGCUCUGAGUCCCACCCAUGGGACGUGCAGCACCAGACUGGGUGCUGAGGUGGGGAGAAGGAUCGUGCACAAGGUCUGGACUGGAUGGAGAUCCUUAAAUCAACCACAGCUCUUUAAUCAAAAAGUAACUGGAGUUAUUUAAAAAAAAAAAAAAAGCCAUCUUGAUAGGAUGAUAGGACUUGCAGCAGGAGUUUAAAUGGCUUGUCCUGUCCUUCCAAAACACCCCUGCACCUCCCUUCUCCCUGGGGAGGACGGAGCAGAGGAGGCAGCAGGGUGUGUGUCUUCAUUCAAGUCUUCCAUUUCUUCAUGGUAACACAGCUGGCAAGUUUUUGGCCAUCAUUCCUGGCCGUUUUCUGUGGAUAAAUGCAAUAGGAUUAUUUUUUUUUACCUAAGAGUAAGAAGAAAACCAGCAUUGUUGGGUUCUGGCAUUGUGGUUUGUUUGUUUUCCUCACCUUGGGGCAGCAAGGCUGAGAGCAGCCCAGAGAGAAAGGACAGGUUUUGCUUUCCUAAAAGAAGGACUUCUCCAAAAUCAGGCUGUCAGGAGAAGGCUGUCAGCAGGCUGGUAGCAGGAGGGAACAAUCAGCCUCCAAAUGAGAGUGUGACUCUCCCAGCCUGGUUUUAACGAGGCCAAGGCCAGCAGGAUGGCUCUGAGUGAGGAGGAGGGGAUGGAUGAGGUGCACAUGUAGCAGAGGUCCACAUAGGGUCUCCUCAAUCCUUUAAAGAUUGCUGCUCUGAUGAAGCUCUCAGGAGCUGCUGCUAAUGGACCAUGAUUUGAAAUGAAAUAACAGCUUCUGCAGGGUUUCAGGCCAGGGGAGAAUCUCCAGGUACGUGCUAAAACCCCAGGGCAGGAACGGAGGUGCCUGAACUCCCUCAGGAAGCAGCGUGUCAGUGCCAGGCCAGGGGGCUGCCCAGCUCCGGCCGGCUGCCUUCGCUGGAGGAGAGGGCUCAGAAGCUCCUCACUCUCCUUCCUAUGCUUUGUGUGGGAUCCAAGCCCCAGCCUCAGCACCAACCUGCUCCGUGCUGGUCCCAGAGACCUGGCCCCAGUGCUAGGGGGCCUUACACCAGGAUUUCCUGCAGUGUUUUUACCCCAGGGCUCCUCUGAACCCUCUUUAGAAGGGGGUGGUUGUUCAGGGUGGUGAGACCCAUCAGGGAGGACGUUACCAUGACUCCAUAGAUGCCUUUUUAUCAGCCCUAUCACGUGCAUCAGAAGAUUUAAUGCUGUAUCACUCCCAGGGACAGCAUCCAGCACGAGCCCAUUGAUAAGCAAACUCUCCAUAGGUGUGUCUUCUCCUACCUUUUCCUAGUUGAAACCAUUUCACCACCUCCUUGAUGUCUGUCCCUCCACCACUGGGGGACAUUCCAUCCACAAAGGCAGAGGAAGCUGUGACUCCCAUUUCCACACCUGGUUUAUAAGAAAGCACAGGUGGGGACAGGGAAGUCCUUGCUCAAAUUGCUGCUGCCCUUGGCUUUUAUCAUCCCAGCUGUGGGGUGGUGACGUAGUAUUUCUGAGCAGAAAGUGAAGGGCAGGAAACCAAAGGGGAGAGAAGAAGCUGGCGGGUAACACCAGUAGAAAAGACUCCUGGAUCAUCAGCGGGCACCCUUGGCCAUGAGUGCCUGGGAGGCUGCCAGAGCAAGCAGCCAGGACUAAUUGCUACCGCUAACGACUUCUUCUUGUAAGGCCCCCCGGCUUUCAUUAGUACAACCAAGCAAAGCCUUCCCUGGUAGGAAGGAGGGGACAGGAGAAGCAGGUGGUGACAAGCAGAGGUGGAGGGAGGGCGGGUGGAUGCUGGAGCCCAGAGGCUCUGUCAGAAGCCGUGUCAGUCAUUUGUGAACCCAUUUCCAGCUGCCCGGGUUCAGCCCGGUGCCUGCAGCAGCUCCAGCCCUGCAGGGGCUCUCGCAGCCCAGGUCAGGCUGAAGCAGGUUGUGGUCAGAGCUGCUUCUAAAUGUGUUCCCAGCCCAGCCAGAGAGAAACAAAAAAAAAUAAUAAUUCUCUGCCAUUUCCUGUCAGGGGUCUAAAUUUAGACUGUCCAAAGAACAGAAACAAAUUUGUGACCCAGGUCUCUCAGGAAAUGACAUUCAGGGUUGAAAAAUAACUUUUCUAUAAGGUUGAGGGAGGGGAGGAUGAGGAGAAAAGGCAGGCGAAUAGAAUCAGGUAACUCCCCUGGUAAAAUGUGAGAAGAAAGCUGUGUAAGGCCAGUCCUACGGGCUCCUGAACAUGCCUGAGCCCGUCUUUACACAGCUCCCAGCGCUGCUGCUCAGACUCAAAGGGAACCCAAACUGAUAAAUGGAUUGAAUCUUUUGUUCUUCCUUUUCUGUAUUUGCGUGUCUGUUCUCUCCUAAGCCCAAGCUGCCCCUCAGGGGGUUUGCUGAACCCGAGCUGGAGCCAAACCAAGGAAUUUAGGGAUUUGAUUCUCCUGAAAGCAAAUUGCUUGGCUUAAUUUUCCUACGUGUCAUAUGCUCGUUUUGCCCUGGGCACCUUUUCAGAGGCCUGUUCUGUGCGUGGAGGCUGGGGGGGAAAACCCACUCCUACCUGUCUGGGGGGAAAAAGAGCUCUGUGAUUCUAAGCUGGGCUCCAGGAAGCCUCAGGGCAGGGAUCUCUGUAAAACCAGUACAUAGACCAGAGCUGUACCCGUGUCCCACCAGAGGAGAUGUGGCCACACAGCGUUUCUCUGGGUCAGACCUUUGUGAUGGUACAGAGGAAGCCACGAUGUGAAGCACAUCAUUCCUUGGACUGCAUUAAAUCUGUGCCCAUCACUAAAAGGCCGCCCUAAAACAGGUUUAUAAGAGGGUUCAGGUUUAUCAGCUGUCAGCCAAAAAAAAGGUCCCAUGGUUUUUUAGUGCCACCCAUGUUCAGCUGUGCCUUGGUUGGAGUCUGGCCGGGCAUCCGUAGGAAGCAGCUUUAAAGGGCGGGGGUGGAAGUGGAGUUUUGUGGCUUAAAGUGAGUAACGUUCUUUUAAAAACCAACCAGCACAUGAAACGUGAGUAACAGACACACAACAUCCCUUUGGUAUCUCCGUGAGAGAGCCCAGGGAAGGGUGAGCUCCUGUCCCACACCUCCCUCUGGUCUCUCAGGCCUUCUCUUGCCAUUUGCUCACCAGGUGAGUGGAACAGCUGAGCUCCUCUUGCCUCUUGCUGCUUUCCAACCACUCCCUCCACCCUCAGCUUGUGGUUUUCAUAUUUUAUUAUAGGUUCUGUCAAAGCAAUGGAAUUAGUGGUGGCUUGAUAGCAGCCACUGAUCUACAACGUAGCCUCAGGAGGCGUUUGCCUUUAGAAGAAGUCUUGGUCUAAGGUUAUUAUUGUUGCUCAGGAGCUGAAUGUCUUCUAAAGGGAGCUGUUGGGAGUUCAACCACAGAAUAUGGCUUCUCUCUCUCCGAGCUGCUCUGUUCACAGGUCUUACGUGGGUAUAAAGAUGUAUUUCAGCAAACAGAUAAAAAGCUUUAUCCAGAAUUCAAGCAGCAGGGUUUGGUGCUCAUUCACCAGACGUUUUCAAGGCAAAGCCUUGGCCACUUUUUCUCUGUGGUGAAGUAGAGACUUUACCCGCCGGUGACAGCUGGGCUGCUGCUCAGUGGGGGCGUAGCUCUCACAGGAUCCUACACAGUAAAGAGCUUUAUUUAUUAUGUGUCUUUUGUUUAGGAUCGGGGGUGUGUGUGUAAUAUUUUAGCUCAGAAGCAAAAUGGUUGUAUGAAGAGAUCAGUCUUGGCAACGCAGCUGAGCUGAUGGGCAGUAACACUGAAACUCUCCAAACUAAGGUCUUCCUCCAUUGACGAUGCUGUACUCAAACCGCUGCUUUUGGAGCAGGACACUGUUCAAUUUGUACAGAACUUCUCAUGCAGCUUUAUUUAUAAUAA
Calidris pugnax (ruff) is the source of this 6071-nucleotide messenger RNA. It is a transcript of the gene ITPRIP, whose product is annotated as inositol 1,4,5-trisphosphate receptor interacting protein. NCBI's taxonomy places the organism in Eukaryota, Metazoa, Chordata, Aves, Charadriiformes, Scolopacidae. Gene Ontology annotation, molecular function: protein kinase inhibitor activity. The transcript is spliced from 3 exons. Gene Ontology annotation, cellular component: membrane. The record is from RefSeq and is a predicted model, not a curated record. The coding region runs from base 76 to 1794 and encodes 572 amino acids.